Messenger RNA from Xenopus laevis (African clawed frog), 3435 nucleotides. It is a transcript of the gene dvl2.S, whose product is annotated as segment polarity protein dishevelled homolog DVL-2-like. The transcript has 15 exons. The record is from RefSeq and is a predicted model, not a curated record. Bases 220 to 2409 code for a protein of 729 amino acids. Lineage: Eukaryota; Metazoa; Chordata; Amphibia; Anura; Pipidae.
GGCAGAGGAGAUUGUCACGUGACGAAUAGAGUUCAGGGCGGGGAACUUUGUGACGCAGACGCACUGUUUUGUCCACGAAUAGGUGUGUCCCAGUUAGCUCCGCCCAGGACUACGUGUUUCCGUCAGACGCCGGCCCUGGGGCUGCUGGGAUUCGUGCGGCGGUAGAGGCCGCUGCGGGUUGUACGUGAGGCCGGGGUUUGGGCUGCACUAGGCCGCAGAAUGGCGGAGACUAAAGUGAUUUACCAUCUGGAUGAGGAGGAGACCCCGUACCUGGUGAAGGUCCCUGUCCCGUCCACUGACAUCCGCCUGAGGGACUUCAAGGCUGCGCUGGGCCGAGGCCACGCCAAAUAUUUCUUCAAGGCCAUGGACCAAGACUUCGGGGUAGUGAAGGAGGAGAUAUCAGAUGACAAUGCCAAGCUGCCGUGCUUUAAUGGGCGUGUGGUGUCGUGGCUCGUGUCCUCCGAGGGUUCUCAGCCGGAUUCUGCACCCCCAGCUACAGAGGUCAGACCUGAACCCCCUCCUGUUCCACCCCCCGUGCCACCGCCCCCAGCAGAGAGAACCAGUGGGAUUGGAGAUUCCCGGCCUCCCUCCUUUCAUCCCAACGUGUCGGGCAGUACUGAGCAACUGGAUCAGGACAACGAGUCUGUCAUCUCCAUGCGCAGAGACCGAGUCAGGCGGAGAGAGAGCAGUGAGCAAGGUGUUGACAGAGGGGUGAAUGGACGGACAGAGCGGCACCUGUCUGGGUAUGAAUCUUCCUCGACUCUAUUGACCAGUGAGAUUGAGACGAGUAUCUGUGAUUCGGAGGAGGACGACACCAUGAGCAGGUUCAGCAGUUCCACGGAGCAGAGCAGUGCCUCACGCCUUCUGAAACGGCACCGACGCAGACGCAAGCAGAGACCCCCACGUCUGGAGAGGACGUCAUCAUUCAGCAGCAUCACCGACUCCACCAUGUCCCUAAACAUCAUCACAAUCACACUGAACAUGGAGAAGUACAAUUUCCUGGGCAUCUCUAUCGUGGGGCAGAGUAACGAGCGGGGAGACGGGGGCAUUUACAUUGGCUCUAUAAUGAAGGGCGGAGCUGUGGCAGCUGACGGCAGGAUUGAACCCGGGGACAUGUUGCUACAGGUGAAUGACAUUAACUUUGAGAAUAUGAGCAAUGACGACGCAGUCCGUGUGCUGAGGGAUAUUGUCCAUAAACCGGGGCCCAUUGUCCUGACCGUGGCCAAGUGCUGGGACCCCUCCCCUCAGGGGUACUUUACUCUCCCCCGCAAUGAGCCCAUCCACCCUAUUGAUCCUGCUGCCUGGGUCUCCCACUCAAGCGCCCUGAGCGGAUCCUUCCCAGUGUACCCCGGGAGCGCCUCCAUGAGCAGCAUGACCUCCAGCACCUCUGUCACUGAGACUGAGCUUUCCCAUGCGCUCCCAGCAGUGUCGCUCUUCAGCCUCUCCAUACACACUGACUUGGCUUCUGUUGUGAAGGUCAUGGCUUCCCCCGAAUCCGGCCUUGAGGUCCGAGAUCGCAUGUGGCUGAAAAUCACCAUUCCCAACGCCUUCCUGGGUUCUGAUGUGGUGGACUGGCUCUAUCACCACGUGGAGGGAUUCCAGGACCGGCGAGAGGCUCGCAAGUUUGCCAGUAACCUGCUGAAGGCCGGCUUCAUUCGCCACACAGUGAACAAGAUCACAUUCUCCGAGCAGUGUUACUAUAUCUUUGGGGAUCUGACUGGCUGUGAGAACUAUAUGGCCAACCUCUCUCUGAAUGACAAUGAUGGAUCCAGCGGCGCUUCUGACCAGGACACUCUGGCUCCUCUUCCCCUCCCUGGGGCUUCCCCAUGGCCUCUACUCCCCACCUUCUCUUACCAGUAUCAAGCCCCACACCCGUACAGCACUCAGCCACCUGCCUACCAUGAGCUCUCCUCAUACAGCUAUGGCAUGGGCAGUGCGGGCAGCCAGCACAGCGAGGGCAGCAGAAGCAGUGGAUCCAACCGCAGCGAUGGGGGUCGGGGCAUGCAGAAGGAUGACCGUUCUGGAGUGGGUGGGGGGGACUCGAAGUCGGGAUCUGGUAGUGAGUCUGAGUAUUCCACCCACAGCAGCAUAAGGAGAGUAGGUGGUGGGGAGGCUGGUCCCCCCAGUGAGCGAUCCACUUCAUCCCGACUUCCACCUCACCAUCCACCCUCUGUUCACUCCUAUGCUGCUCCUGGUGUCCCUCUCUCCUACAAUCCAAUGAUGCUCAUGAUGAUGCCGCCCCAUUCAUUACCUCCACCUGGGGUUUGUCCUCCCAAUUCUUCUGUACCACCUGGAGCUCCACCUCUUGUACGGGAUCUUGCGUCUGUUCCCCCGGAGCUGACUGCCAGCCGCCAGUCUUUCCAUAUGGCCAUGGGCAACCCUAGUGAGUUCUUUGUGGAUGUCAUGUGACACUAAGGAGCGGUUAUUUAUUGCUGCCCCUUCCUACUCCUGGGCUCUGUAUGUACACUCCGCAUGUCUCUAGUGUUUAUAAGGUCACUAUUGCAUUUCAGUAUAGGGCAGGGAAGCCCCUCACUGCAUGGACCCUGGCUCUCAUACAAGGGACAAGCUCCUCGACCCGUAACGAAGGAUAAGAAUGGGAAGCCCACCACAGGUGGGUAAAUAUCCAUAUGAUGCAACUGAAUUUCCUUCGCUAUAAAUGGCGGAUCCUCCAAGUCGCGUUUUCUUAUGGGAGAAAUCAGGAAUUGGAUCAUUUCCUCCCCAUCUAUGUUGAUGCUAUAGUUAGUUAUGAUGUCAUAACCCAGUGAUGUCACUCUGAAGUGGGGAACGUCCCCAUUUGUUACCGUAGGGUUCUUAAUUUAACCCACCAGUUUUUAUGAAAGAGCUGAAAUGAACAAAGGGGAAAUGUCCUAAUAUUGACGACAUAACCUCUGCCUGUUGUUAAACACUAAAGCUGUAGCACCCCCAGGAUCUGAGGGGUCCAUUGUACACUCCUAUCUACACGCACAUGUAUGUAUCUCUACACAGACGGUACUUGCCCCGUAAGGUGCAGUGAUAAUAAUGAAGUAUGUUACCAGUGUAUAUGAAUAAUGUGCCCCACGUGGGGCUGGGAGAGACUGGGCAGCCUUUCUGCCCCACAAGACACUGCUUCUCUUCCACCAGCAGAAAGCCUUCUCUUUGCUAUGUUACAUUACCAAUAGAUAUUCCUUUGUAUUUUUACACCUAACGCUGUAGCUGUGAAACUGACCCCCAACCUUCUAUUCCGGUGCCUCUGCUCCACUUCUGUGCCUUCUCACACCAACCAGAAAAUGCCUUAGAGUUGGGUCCGGAUGAUGGUGGGGCUGGGAUUGUGGCCCUCAGGGUAUCUUGAGAUAUUGCUCUACCCUGGGGGCAAAAUAAGUGCCUCGGUUACUUGCCUCUUAUUGUAUUUAUUACUUUUUUAGUGCAUAAACCUCAGUAAUAAAGCAAUUAAACGUU